UGCGCAUAAUUCUAUUUAGAUGAGCCAAAGGAAAGAUGUGGAGCCUUCAUAACCUGCUGUUUACCCUCUGCAUUGUUCUGAGAUGUGUGACCACCGCAGUGGAGGUGAUCCAUGUGACUGGAUAUGUGGGGAGAGAGGUUAACGUUUCCUGCUCUUAUGAUGAGGGUUAUGAAUCUUAUGAAAAGUACCUGUGCAAGAAUGACUGUGGCAAUUAUGAUGUUCUUAUUACAACAUCAAAUCCAGUGAUAAACAAAUACGGGAUCCAUGAUGACAAAACAGCACGAAUCUUCACAGCAACCAUCUCUGAUCUUCAUUCUGUGGAUGCUGGGCAAUACUGGUGUGGGGUGACCAGAACUGGAAGCGAUAUCUACACUGAAGUCAAGCUGGAAUUAGUCCGAGACAACUGCUGUGACACUGUGACCAAAGUUCAAAGUUAUGAGGGAUACUCUGAGUCUGUCAGUUGUCCGUAUGAGUCUCAGUACCAGAACAGCCUGAAGUACAUCUGCAGAGGAACACGGCCCUCCACAUGUCUGCAGCAGGCACUGAUCACCUCUGACACCAAAUCAAAUGGACGAUUCACACUUGAUGAUGACAAAGUGUCAGGAACAUUCACAGUGACCAUUAACAAUUUGACUCAAAAUGAUUCAGGGUCAUACCUCUGUGGUGUCCACAGAAACUCUGAGCUGGACAUUUUCACUUAUGUUGAGCUGGAAGUCCAAGAGUGGUGCUGUCUCAACUCAAUUAAAAUAAAUGGCACAGUAGGACAUCCACUAACGCUGCGGUGUCCUUAUCCUGCACAAAACUGGGAUUACAAGAAGCUUUUCUGUAAGGGAGACCAUCGCAACAAUUGCACAAACGUAACCAGUCAAAGGAGGUUCACAUUGCAAGAUGAUGCUUAUUCCAACUCUUUCUUGGUGAGGAUCACAGAGCUGGAAGCAGCUGAUGCUGGGACAUACUGGUGUGGAUCAGACUCACAGUGGAGAGUUGGAAACUACACUAAGAUUCAACUGUCAGUGGUCUUUCUGCAGCACACCACCACUGAAAAUUUUACCACUAUAUUGGAAAUCGUAGGACUAAAUUCAACAGAUGUCCCCGAUGCCACAGUCUAUGUGGUUUUUCCUGCACGCUCUGUGCUGCUACUGCUACUGUUGUGUGCCCUGGUUAUAGUUCAUAAGUACAAAUAUUACAAAUUGAAAGAAGCUGAAGUCCCCAUAAGCAGACAUCCACCCAAGGCAGCAGAGGAAGAGGAACUGAGUGCAGCAGAUUCCCAUCAGAUGACCACUCAUGUCUGAGCUUGCCUCAUCAGUGCUGGAGCCAACCCAGCCAACACUGGGCAAGAGGUAGUAUCUGGUUAGACACCAUGUUUCUAUUAUUUUCAGGCCUUAGAGUACAAUGAACUCGGUUUUAUCUGAAUUUAGAAGCAGGAAAUAAGAGGUCAUCCAGGCCUGUAUGCCAUUAAGAAAUCCCUGCAAUUUAACUAAUAGAUGUGUAUCAUACAGCUUCAAGGACAGAUAAGCUGGGUAUCAAAUAUAUUUGUGCAUUAAAAGCAUCCAAACAAGGGAUACAAAUGUAUUGCACAGAAAACAAUUUGCAUUAUACUUGAAAUUAGUGCUGUCAGCGUUAAUCUCAUUGAAAUGAUGGUUAACACCAUAACAGCAUUAACACGGUAAAUCUAUGUUAGCCCCUCGCACACGGAUCGCCGCGUGCGAGGGGCUGCACGGCGCUAACGUGUUAACGAGCUAACUGCUCUAACACGUUAACACCCUGCAGCCCUUGCACGGGGCGAUCCGCUGUUUGCUCUUUGUUGGUUCUUCUUUAAAUUUCUGGAAAUCAUGAAUUUUUGGUGUGCACGAAAAGGCAGACCUUAAAACAGCAUUGUGCCUUUUAGCACAGUGAGGAAGAGAUGGGUCAAACUGGAAAAAAUCACAACAACAGAAGAUACCGUUGAAAUAAAAUUUUCUAAUAAGAAAAACAGUUAAACAGUGCCAGUACUAGAUUAUUCUGUUUGACAGUAGCAGCACAAUUUAAUAUACAAUUACUGAAAUCGUUUGUAAUCCCCACUAGUUUUAUUGUUGUGAAUGUUCAUCUCCUAUUUUUUCUGAUACGUUUGUCUUCAUUUGUAUUAUUUGAUAUAACUUAAAUGACGUGCCCUACAUGUGACAUUUUCACAUACCUGUGACACUUUAAAAAACCCAAAUUGUAAAUUAUCUGCAAAAGUCAAUAAUUUCAUCUGUAUCUGUGCUAUUCUUGCUGUCCUGGGACUGUUUCAUUAGGCCAAUAGCUUUUGGAUGAGGAGUAUAUCCAAAUACUGCCUUCACCAGAAUUUCAUCCUGAUAUGUCUCAUAUUGUACGUGCCGGGGACAUGCUGAGUCCGCGUUUUCAUCAAAGGCAGAUGCAGCCAGAAGCUACUGCACAACUGCAGGUGGCUCUCAUCCAGGAGACAAGGCAACAACAGAUCCAGAUACAUGUGCAGUCCAUGAGCAGAUAAAUUACACCUCCACAGGAGGCAAUACGUCAUAUUAUACACCUUGUGUUUACAUAUAUAUUAGUGAAUGUCUGUACUGUUAUAACAGGUCAACUGUUGGAUGAAAAUCGAAAGAUUUUAGAGCUGGGCUAAGUCUUCAAUGUUUCAAAAUCCUAACAACGCCGCUGUUGCACAGCCACGAAUUUAUAUGUAAACUAUGCGUACAAAGCAACUCAUCAGUGUAUUGUUGGAUGUGCUAUCAUGGUUUGGGGCCUUAUUUCAACAGUGGUGUUGGAGAUUUUGUCAAAAUUGCCACUGAAAGUUUUUUGUUUGUUUGUUUGUUGUGUAUUUAGAUUUAGAAUUUCUAAAGAUGUGCUGCAUAUAACCUGCCUAAAACUUUGGAGUUGUUGUUUUAAAAUAAAGUGCCAAAAGUCUCCCUCUACCAAGAAAAUGAUUUAAUUAUCAUUUGCCCCCUUUUUUUUCCAAAAAUAUUUGGAACUACUAUGUACCACGAGGGAUAAAGUUCCCUCUUUUGCAUUUUAUUGUUUCUCCAAAUUAACCAUCAUGUUUUAACUAGAGAUGGCACAAUACCACUUUUUUAUGUCCGAUA
Messenger RNA from Pundamilia nyererei, 3074 nucleotides. RefSeq names its product polymeric immunoglobulin receptor-like. Gene Ontology annotation, cellular component: plasma membrane. NCBI's taxonomy places the organism in Eukaryota, Metazoa, Chordata, Actinopteri, Cichliformes, Cichlidae. The record is from RefSeq and is a predicted model, not a curated record. The transcript is spliced from 8 exons. Bases 36 to 1292 code for a protein of 418 amino acids. Gene Ontology annotation, molecular function: transmembrane signaling receptor activity.